GGCAAAGGAGCGUCUGGCUCGUUCAAAUUGCCAGUGGCAAAGGGCAGCGAGACGAAGAGCAAGGUUACGCGGACUGUGAAGGUAGCCCAAGCGAAGAAGCCGAAAAAAUCGGUUGAGAAGAAAACUACGGCGGUUCGUAAACCAGCAGCGGCGAAAAAAGCUCCUGCCAGUCCAGCGAAGAAGACUGAGGCUGCGAAAAAACCAGCGACCCCGAAGAAGUCGCCCGCCAAAACUGAAAAGCUCGCCAAAGCUGAAAAAGCAAAGGCUUCGCCCGAUGUUAGGACCAUGUCGAGGAGCAAGAAGACGGCGAAAUCACCGGCUACCAAAACGAAAGCUCCAAAACCGAAGAAGGCUGCUGCUCCGAGGGCGGUCAAGGCUUCAUCUAAAAAAUAAUUAUGCUCCGCAGAUUGUGGCAGGAACUUGGAGAAACAAAUGGCCCUUUUCAGGGCCACAACUUGAUUUAUGACAAGGAACAAUUUUCAGACAGUGUAGUAACAGUAUUAAUGAUAGAUAUUUUGUACUGCAGGACAUUACUGUGAUACAUUCGUAUUUCAUGUCAUACCUAUCUAUGAAGCAUUUUUUAUACGUUGUAGAUACAAUGAUACGAAGUACAAAUACAUUAGAUGGUG
Nomia melanderi (Alkali bee) is the source of this 629-nucleotide messenger RNA. RefSeq lists its product as uncharacterized. Gene Ontology annotation, cellular component: nucleus; nucleosome. Gene Ontology annotation, biological process: negative regulation of DNA recombination; chromosome condensation; nucleosome assembly. Lineage: Eukaryota; Metazoa; Arthropoda; Insecta; Hymenoptera; Halictidae. The record is from RefSeq and is a predicted model, not a curated record. Gene Ontology annotation, molecular function: double-stranded DNA binding; structural constituent of chromatin; nucleosomal DNA binding.